ACAACAGAAGGUUAUCUAUCAACAUAAUAGUAGGCUACGAGUGUCGUCACCACAGCAGGGAGCAGUAGUGAGACAAGAGCUUCACGAAAUGAAAUACAACUUAUUUUAAUCAUGGCCAGUGUGAAUGACCUCCCUGAAGAAAUAUUGGAAUACAUCUUAUGUCUUAUAUCACCCUAUAAUGAUUUAAGAUCUUGCAGACAGGUGUGUCAUCGCUGGUACACCUGCUGCCAAGGCGUUGUGGAGAAGAGAAAAUCCCGGUUUUUCACAGCUCUGAAGGUGGGCUGCGUCAAGUGGUUCAGUCCAACAUAUCCAAGUCACAUCAUUCCAAUCAGCAGGCGGUAUUCUCAUUCAGCAUGUGUGUUUGAGUCAUCAAUGUAUGUUUUUGGGGGCUGUACAUCAACAAAUACAACAUUUAAUGAUCUCUGGCGUUUUGACUUAGGGUUACAUGAGUGGACACGCCUGUUGACCACUGGAACUUACCCAUCACCUAAGGCAUAUGCUUCAAUGGUAACAUGGAAUAAUUGUCUUGUAUUGUUUGGUGGUUGGACUUACCCUUCUUUGUACCCUUUGCAUCAACAGUGGGUGUUAUUUAGUGAGCUGCAUGUAUAUGAUAUCUUAGGCAACCGAUGGACUCAGCUAUAUUAUCCUGGAUCCCCCCCGCCAACAGCAGGCCAUUCUGCAUCUGUACAUGGUAGUGUUAUGGUUGUAUUUGGUGGAUUACAGAAACAGGAGGGUACAUCUGCAAGUACAAAUGAUGUUUUCUGUUUAGACCUUGUGAGGCAGUGUUGGUUUAAACCUAUAGUGUCAGAGCAUAUGCCAAAGCCACGAUAUGGCCACUCACAAAUUAAACUGGAUGAGACACACAUUUUAAUCCUUGCUGGAUGUGGAGGCUCUAACAAACUAUACAAUGAUAUGUGGCUACUGACGAUCCCUACUAAUAUUUACAAUAGAAGUGAAAAAUGGCACUGGGAACAAAUUUUUGUUGAAGAAUCUGACCAUAUGCCCUCACAGAUGUGGUAUAACCCAGCAUGCAAGGUUGGAAAUAGUGUUGUUGUUCUGUCAACAUGUGGGACUAAUAGUGCUUCAGCGGGUGGUAACAUGGCUCAGCUUUUGGUACCUGGCUCAGUAAGGAGACAGCCAGCUAAUGUUUGGAUUCCCCCAGUGCAGCCGCCAGAAGUACGACCUCAUGAACAUCCACCUUUAGAACGCCAUCAAUUAGAACCAAAUGUUAAUGGUCAGCGUGGGUUUCUACGACCAGGUAUCCAUCCAGUGGACCAGGCAGAAUCUAGUAGUGACGAAAAUGAUGAUGGAAAUGUUCAGGGGGCACAUGUUGGGCAAGGAACAUCUGGGAGAGGUAGACCACGACCUUCUAUCAGGCCAAAUGCAUCAAGUGAUAGAGAGCGUAGACUUCAGGUUUUAUCAAGAAUGACGGAGAGAAUUAGAGAACUGUCACGUCAACAAGAACCUAGCGGUGCUACCUCCAGCAAGUCUUCACCAUCUCGUAGUUCUGUUACACCUCAUAUGCUGGAUAUCAGUCAAGUUAUUUCACGCAGGCAGGCAAGAUGGUGGCCUAUUAACCAGUCUAAUGGCUUACCAACUUGUAUUGGUUCUCCUCCUCAACCAUCACUUCUUUACUCUUUAGUUCUUGGCAGGGGGCAUCUUAUCAUGUUUGGUGGUAUCCCACAUGAUCCCACUGGAGGACAAGGCCAAGAAACUGCAUCAAACACUGUGAUAUUUGUAUCAGCACCCUCCAGUUCAUAUUUUGCUACAUAAUGAUGUUCAGGCUGUGUGUGUACAUUUACAUUGUACUGUAUAAAAAAAAUAUUGUUUAUUCAUCAAAGCACUGUAACACAGCACUAUAUUUAAGAUGUUCCACAUACAGAUGGAAAGAAUAAGUAAUUGGAUAUUUCUUUAUUGUAGUUAUAUUUGUGAAGUGUUUAAUUAUUUUCUUGAUUACCUCUAAAGGAUAAAGUUCUUUGGGAAAAAGAAAAAAGGGAAUUGAAUAUAACAGUAGAACACCAGAAGGCUGGAUACUUAGUUAAUUUUUUUUACAGUACUGUACAGUAUUAUGAUUAUUUUGCAAACAGAUGAGUACACUCUGAAGAGCAGCUGAAGUAUUCUGAAUACAGUAUGUGGUAGUGUAAAGGAUUAAUGCAUUUCAUAUAUGUAGUAUCUAUUGUUUUCAUAAAAAAAAUAUUGUUAAAUA
Molecule: messenger RNA, 2206 nt
Organism: Homarus americanus (American lobster)
Lineage: Eukaryota; Metazoa; Arthropoda; Malacostraca; Decapoda; Nephropidae
Gene: Fbxo42
Product: F-box only protein 42-like
Exons: 2
Coding region: 112-1773 (553 amino acids)
Molecular function (GO): protein binding
Source: RefSeq, a predicted model, not a curated record